ACCCCCUUUAUUAACACCGGCACCAUCCUUCCGUUAGCUUUUAACGGUUCGCUCAUAAGCCCUUUCUCCGUCGAUGUCAUCAAGUACCACCGACCCAGAAGUCAUCUUCAAGCUGGCUCCCUGCGUGGUCUGUGUCUCCUGGCAAUAUGCCGCUCGAUUACUCUAUUUACGCUAUCCCGGACUCAAAUCCAACGCUCUAUUAGUAUUGCUUCCGCCGGAGAAUCAAACAGGCCGGCAAUGCUGUUGGAUCUACAACUAUUGCUCCUACAAAAUCCACAGGAUUUUUCUACCACAACUCCAAGGAGGAUGGUAUACUGCAUCCUCUCAUGGCUGGCGUCUCACCAUUGCCAAUCAAGCCAUUCAUCUUUUAAAUCCCAUCACCAGCGCCACCGUUAAGCUUCCUCUUGAGAAACGAUUCAGGAGGCCGGAAAUCGGCCAGAUGAGUUCCAAGAAGCCGGAGUUUACGAGGGUGAUCACCUCCACCAUUUCGACGGAUCCUCUUUGCAAAGUCCUGGCCAUCCAUCCCGGUAAACAUGGACAGUUUUUCCUUUUGCAGAACAGGGGAUCAUGCAUGGAUCAGAAUAAACAACUUCGUGGGACGGUGUUCCGAUGCAAUAUUCUACAAGGGUGACUUCUACGCCAUUGAUUUUUACGUUGGCUCAUCAACUCCUCGCAUCAGAAAUUGAAUCUGCUGCCACUUCUAAUAAUUUUCUUUCCUCGGCUCAAAUUGGUUAUUAGUGUCCAACUUUACCUACUUCUGCUACAUGAAAUGCAUCCUGCUAUUGCCUAGUGCCUCUUUAAGUUGUUUCUUCUCCUCAGUUGGCUCAUCAAGUCCUCGCAUCAGAAAUUGAACCUGCCGUUUCUUCUAACAAUUUGCUUUGCAAGGCCUAAGGCCUAAAUUGGUUAUCAGUGUCCAACUUUACCCAUUUCUUCUGUUAAUCUUGCAUUGUAAGUACAUUAUCUAUAUCUUCAAGAUUCUUUUUAUUUUCCCUUUAAUAUUUUUUUUUUAUGAUCAGCAAAAUAAAAUAAUUUACCCAUU
Rubroshorea leprosula is the source of this 1039-nucleotide messenger RNA. NCBI's taxonomy places the organism in Eukaryota, Viridiplantae, Streptophyta, Magnoliopsida, Malvales, Dipterocarpaceae. The record is from the annotation of a GenBank genome assembly.